Messenger RNA from Miscanthus lutarioriparius, 1242 nucleotides. The record is from the annotation of a GenBank genome assembly. Lineage: Eukaryota; Viridiplantae; Streptophyta; Magnoliopsida; Poales; Poaceae.
AUGGCGCCAACACCACCUCACCUCGUGACUGUCCUGGAGCAGUUUCACGUCGCGCCGACGCCGGCACCGGCGGUGGGGCAGCCACGAGCGCUACCGCUCACGUUCUUCGACCUCGUGUUCUGGUCCAUCCCGCCCGUGCAGCGCCUGUUCUUCUACGACAAUGCCGACCUCCUCGACGUCUCCGAUUUCACGCUCGGCGAGCUGGCACGGUUUAGGAACUCCCUCGCCGCCGCGCUGCACCACUUCUAUCCGUUGGCGGGGAAGCUGACGUGCGAGGCGGAGGUCGUGUUCUCGGACGGCGACUCCGUACCACUAACCGUGGCCUUCAGCGAUGACGACUUCCGAGACCUCGCCGGCGACCACGCCCGCGACACCACGAGGCUCCGCGCGCUGCCGAAGCACGGCGGGUCUCGGCCGCAGCAGGGCGUCCUCGCAGUCCAGAUUACGGUGUUCCCACGUGCCGGCAUUUGCAUCGGCACGACGGUGCACCACGCCGUGGCCGACGGUGCCAGCUACACGCACUUCCUCAGCACGUGGGUUGCCGCGCAGGAUGUGCCCCCGCUGUUCGACCGCGGCGUCGUGCGGGACGACGCUGGCCUGCGGGAGGCGUUCCCGCGCGACAACCGAACGCUCGGUAAAGCCGGCGGCGACGAGCGCCUUGACUGCUGGGACCUCAGUCGCCGCCCUGGCGCCGUGCUCGUCACGUUCCGGUUCACCGAGAGGCAACUCCGCGCGCUCGGGAGGCGCGUCGAGUCGGAGACCUCGGCGCGGUGCUCACCCAACGCGCUGGCGUGCGGCGCCGCGUGGGCUGGCCGCGGCAGCGGCAUGGACGGAGGAACCGCACCCGACGCGCACUUCGGGUUCGUGACGGGGUGCAAGCCCCGCGCGAGCCCGCCGAUACCGGCGAACUACUUCGGCAACUGCCUCGGUCUCUGCCGCGUCCACGCAAAGCGUUGGGAACUCACCGCGGCAGCCGCCUCAGCUGCCAUAUGGCGAGCGAUCGAGGGGCUUGCCGAGGCAGGGAGCGUGUUCCGGGGCUCUCGGGGGUGGGUGCACUGGGUGCGGGAGUACGCUUCGGCACGGGCGGUGACCGUGGCGGGGUCGCCGAAGCUGGGGGUGUACGCGGCCGCGGAUUUCGGCCGGGCGUGGGGCAGACCGAGGAAGGUGGAGAUCGCAUCCGGGGAACGCACGGGUGCGCUGGCUCUGGCAGAGAGCGGCCGCGACGGGGACGGCGGCAUCUAG